AUGGCAAAAACAACAAACGUGGCUCCUGCUGCUCUCAGCAGCGUUUCGGUGCUUGGCUGUAGAAUUCGAAACGGUGAGAGCGGCAUACACUUCCUCUUAAACAGGGAUGGGAGGCGCAGGGGCGAUGCCUUGAUUGAGCUGGAAUCGAAAGCUGAUGUCCAGAGAGCCCUGGAAAAGCACUUGAGAUACAUGGGGCCGCGCUAUGUGAAAGUGUUUGAAGUACACGAUAAGGAUGUGGAAGGCUUGUUGCAGAACUUGCGUGACGAGUCCAAGGCCAUUAAUGAUGGCGUCGUGAUGCUCAGGGGGCUGCCCUACAGCUGCACAGAGGAUGACAUUUCGGAUUUCUUCGCGGGUUUGAGCAUAACUGACAUAGCGUUCGUUAACCGGGGGGACCGACGGACAGGAGAAGCUUUUGUGCAGUUUGCAGCUCCCGACAUGGCAGCCAAAGCCCUCUUAAGGCACAAGGAAUACAUUGGGAACAGGUACAUAGAGGUCUACGCACAGCCCUGCGUUUCUGCAGCCCUCACCCGAGGGCUCGAUGCUUGCAGUGCUCACGGUGCUUUUGCUGCUUCGACAGGUUUGUACGGAGAAGAUACAGAAAGGUCCGCGUCAGAAGCUGGGGAGGCCUCGGCCUCGCAGCAUUUUGUCCACGUGAGGGGUUUCCCUACUGAAGCUAGUGCCCAGGACCUGAUCAACUUUUUUGCUCCCUUGAAGCCCACAAGGGUCCUGGUAGAAUACAACUCACAUGGAGAAGCCACGGGUGAAGCAGACGUCCACUUUGAGAGCCAGGAGGCAGCAGUGGCAGCAAUGGCCAAGCAGGAGUCAAGUGCCCGUAAGUGA
Tinamus guttatus (white-throated tinamou) is the source of this 840-nucleotide messenger RNA. NCBI's taxonomy places the organism in Eukaryota, Metazoa, Chordata, Aves, Tinamiformes, Tinamidae. The record is from RefSeq and is a predicted model, not a curated record.